Acytostelium subglobosum LB1 is the source of this 2829-nucleotide messenger RNA. RefSeq lists its product as hypothetical. Lineage: Eukaryota; Evosea; Eumycetozoa; Acytosteliales; Acytosteliaceae. Gene Ontology annotation, biological process: double-strand break repair via homologous recombination; nucleotide-excision repair involved in interstrand cross-link repair; resolution of meiotic recombination intermediates. Gene Ontology annotation, cellular component: nucleotide-excision repair factor 1 complex. The annotation marks the transcript as partial. The record is from RefSeq and is a predicted model, not a curated record. Gene Ontology annotation, molecular function: damaged DNA binding; single-stranded DNA endonuclease activity; single-stranded DNA binding. The transcript has 2 exons.
AUGACACUUGACUUUCAUAAAGAUGUGUACCUUUCUUGUUCUAAUAAGAAUGAUUGCCUCGUAGUGAUGGCAAAGGGACUGGGCUUGCAUCAUGUCAUUCUUGCAUUCCUCAAGUUAUACUCGGACAGUGACCAUUUGGUACUCUACCUCGACCCCAUCAACGAGUCGUUGCAGGAAGCCUACGUAUACUACACAGAACAACUCCUAUCCUUUGGCAUCAAGUAUGCCAACCUACCUACGAUGAUCAAUCAAGAGCAAUCAGGUUCCUCAAAGUCAAACAUGUACAAGAAGGGUGGCUGUUACUUUGCUCAAGCAUCAAUCUUUGCACUUGACUUCUUGACAAAGAGGAUGCCCUCUCACUUGAUCUCGGGCAUCAUUGUAAACAACGCACAUCGAAUCACUGACCUGUCGACAGAGACACUUCUCAUUCGUCUCUAUCGCCAAUCAAACAAGACUGGCUUUGUCAAGGCAUUCUCUACUGAUCCUGCCGCUUUGACACAGGAGAUUGGUCGAGUGCAGCGUGUUAUGAAGUACCUUGGAGUCAAUCACCUGGACCUGUGGCCCUGCUUCCAAGCCAAGAUCCAGGCCACACUCGACAAGACCCAACUUGAUCUCCUCGAGCUACACACACCAAUGACCGAGUCGAUGGUCAACAUUGAGAAGUCCCUGCUCGAAACGAUUCAGCAGGCCAUGGUGCAGUUGCAGAAGCAGAACAAGAACUGGGACAAGUCCGGGGCACCAGCAGUGAACGUCGACGAUGGUCUCUUUAGUAGCUUUGACUCAAUGGUCCAGAACCAACUCAAACCGAUAUGGGGCGACAUCAACAAACGAUCCAAGCAUCUGAUAUCGAAUAUCAAGGAGCUACGUAUGCUCUCCAACAACUGCAACAGCCACGACUGCGUCACCUUUCUCAAACAGCUAGAGAUGAUUGCCAACAGAGACAUGGAAAUUGGUGAGAGCUGGAUACACAGUCCUCAGGCAACAACACUGUUCCGCUAUGCCCGUGAGCGAGUCUACAGGCAGCGUGUCCUGAAGCUCAAGAAGAGUCACAAGAAGCUAAAGACAGACAAGUCAAAGCAAGCCACAUCACCAUCAUCAAAGGACCAGGCCUACACAAUGCCACCACUGAUAUUUGAACGUGAGUUUGUGUUGGAGGACAAUCCAAAGUGGAACCUGCUCGUUGAGAUCUUUGAUGAGAUCAAUGAGCAAUGCAUAGAAUCCGAUGUGCAGGAGACUGUCCUUGUGUUUGUCAAGAACGAGACUACAUGCCACCUGCUGCAAGAGUACCUCACGCUUGGUGGACGUCAGAUGUUGCAGAGAAAGUACGAUCGAUGGUAUCCACCUUCAGAGCCACAAUCCAGUUCAAAUCACUACACCUUCCGCACCAAACCAAACUAUCCAUCAUCGUCAACGUCAUCAUCGUCACAAUCACAAAGCAACAAGGGAUACAGUUACAGUUCAAGAAAGAAGCUACAGUCCACGAGGAAGCAGAAGAUAUCAGAGACAAACUACAGAAAGAAGAUGGACAAGGGCACCAACAGUAGCAGUCUAUUCUCAAUGGGCGUAUCGGUUGUCAACAGCAACAUCAAGGCAACAGAUCAAACGACAACAACGACAACAACAACACAAUCACUCAGCGCCAUUGAACAGGAUGCCUAUGUACAAGCAGUUGGCGACUUUGAAAUUGGUCAACUGGCAGAGUAUUAUGGUAUACUGCCACCUCCCUACAUUGUCAUCCAUCCAAUCACCAACUCAUUGUCCAUCCUCGAGGAGAAACAACCACGAUUCAUCGUUGUCUACGACAUGGACAUGUCCAUCAUCCGACAGAUUGAGGUGUACAAUGCCGAGAGCCCCAACACCAUUCUUCGCACCUACUGUAUGAUCUACAAGGAUUCGAUGGAGGAGCGCAAGUACGUCUCCAUUCUCAACCGCGAGCAAGAAUCAUUCGAAAAGUUGAUAUACGAGAAGAGCAAGCUGGUGUUGAACGUCUCUGAGAACGUCGAUGACCAAACGGUCAAUGAGCUCAUGGUAAAUGACACAACCGAUGAGCAGCUCUGGGGUAACAGCAGGGCAGGUGGACGGAGAUCACUGGUUCCGACCACCAAGCAAAAGGUGAUCGUUGACUCACACGAGUUCAAGAGCUCUCUUCCAGUGGCACUCCAAGGAGCAGGCUUUGAGAUCGUACCAAAGUCACUAGAGUCUGGCGACUAUGUCAUCACACCUUCGAUUGCCAUCGAGAGAAAGUCCAUUCCAGAUCUGGUUGGAUCGUUCCAGUCGGGUAGACUCUAUGCCCAGAUCGAAGCCAUGUCCAGACUGUACCGCAAUCCAGUGCUACUGAUCGAGUACGACAACAACCAACCGUUCACAUCACUGAUGACCCCAGAGGAACCGCACCUUCCAUACAUAUCGCAGUACUCACUGUCAAGCAAGUUGGUGCAACUGGCCAGAGCGUUCCCACGUCUGCGGAUUCUCUGGUCGCGCUCAGCAUACUCGACGGUGGGCAUCUACAAACGACUUAAGAAGGGCAACGUUGAACCUGAUCCAGAUGCCAUCAAGGAGGUACCUGAGGAGAAUGAUGCCUCCAAUGGUGGCGGCGGAGGCGGAACCAACUAUCAUUAUGGACCACAGGAUGUACUUCGAAAGCUACCAGGUAUCACUGAGCUGAAUAUCAAACGGGUGAUGGAUGGCGUGCGAGACCUUCACCAGCUGGCUCAACAAUCGUUAGAAGAACUCUGUAACCUGUUGGGAUCAAGCGAGUGUGGGAGACAGCUCUUCGAUUUCUUCAACCAUGUCCAUGGCUCAUCUUCAACCAGGAACAAUGGCACCACC